AAGUCUGAAGCAACAGAAAUAAAGUGAAGUAAAAGAGAUAAAAGACACACGGAUCUUGAGAUCUCUAGUCCAAUAAACGGCAUUACUGUAGCACUCGAUGCGCACUUGAAAGCGAAGUGAAAAUUAGUCGCAUGCCAAAGUGAAAAAGAAAUAAAAAUUAAUCAGAAAAAAGCCACAAAAAAAACCCAAAAAAAUCUCUGAUUAUACUCAGAUAUUAAGUUUCAUAUAGCAUAUGAAAGAAGACCCAAAAAAAGUGGAAAAGCAAAGUAAACACCAAUUGGUGUCGACUCAAUUAGCACAGUUCACAAAGUUAAUUGAAAUAUAUAUUAAUAUACAUGUGCAUACGUAAUAUAUAUAUAUAUGGUUAUUACCAAUAAAUAGUUGGCUACUCCAGUGACCUUCAGGCUAGCCCAAAAAGCCAAAGCAAGCGGGCUAAGCUAACAAGCAAUCAUUGCGUAGCUGCGACACACACAACAUAAUCACAACAACAAAUAAAGCAAGGUAACAGUUAGACAACAUGGAGCGGAUGGAGCUCAUGGCGUGCACCUUGGGGCUGUUGUCUUUGAUGGGCGUGGCCAAGGGCGCCACCAACCAGAGCAACACAGCGUCCCAGCUAUACUGGCAGCAACAACAGCAACAAUUGAAGUUUUCAAUCGAUUUUCAAUCAAUCGUCGAUGAUUUGCAUGAACCGCAUUUAACGCGCACUUCGGUCAUCUUUGGGCUGACAAAGGUUGUCAAUGGCAGCCAGGUGAAUGCUCAGUGCGAGGCGCAUUUGAGGCAGGUGCAACGCGGCAUACUCAGCAAACAGCCCUGGGCAAUGAAAGUGCUCGACGCCUCCGGCACAAAGCCCUCGGGCUUUGUUUAUGGCCAGAACUAUUGGCUGGGCAGCCGGGAGGCGUGCAAGGGUGUCCAGCGGCCCGUGGGCAUUACGCUGUCCAAGAACUUCGAGCGUGUGAUGCAUCAAGGACUGAUCACGCAGCAGGCGCCCUUCGACAUGGACUAUCGAGUUGUCUACUUGCGUCACCAUUCUCCAUGGCAGGUGGAGAUUAAGCUGAUGUCCGAGCAAAUCAUACACAUUGGACUGUGCCUGCCCAGCGCGUGCUCCUCGCACGAGGUGAAGCAUCUGGCCGGGGAGUAUGUGGGGCGUGGCCUGUUUGCAGAGAACGACAUCUACGAUAUACGACCGGAGGUGCUGUACAUGAAGGAUCUGCAGCUGGGCGAGGCUUUCUAUCAGCGGACUAGCUUUCGGCUCCUGGUCUCCUGUGUCCUGGUCACAGCUGCUCUGAUGCUCUGUGCCCAGCAGCUGUUGGCCGUCAAGAAGUUGACCAGCUCUGGCGAGGAUCUGGGUCUGGCGCCCGCUGAAUCUGAGCUAUGGCGUGCUCUGCACUCUUUGCUGCGCUUGCAGAAGCUGCGGCAGCUCGUCAGCUGCUACGAUGUGCCUGGCAACUGGAGCAAGAUCUUCGCCAUACGCGAGUCGCAGCCACAGGAGAUACCCAUUAUGAAUGGGUUGCGCUCUGUGUGCGCCAUAUGGAUAAUGAUCUUCCACGUGGUGUGGUUCAUGUACUUCACGGUCCACAACAAAACUGUGCUCAUCUCCUAUGCGGAACAGGCAUUCUUUCAAUACGUCUCCUCCGCGCCGCUGCUCGUCGAUGUCUUCUUUACCAUCAGUGGCUUUCUGCAAACUUACAACUUUCUGCGCAACUCCGUCCAGCUGGAGGCAGUGCGUCGCAAUGGCUGGCAGCAAAAUCUCAAGCUCUUUGGCAAGCUGCUCUUCCACAGAUACCUGCGCCUGGGUCCACUCUACCUGGUGGUCAUGGCUCUGGUGGAUCUCGUGUAUGCCUAUAUUGGCGACACCUCUGUCUACCACAUAAACGAACGCUUCGACGAGAUGUGCUCCAGGCAUUGGUGGCGCAAUCUGCUCUUCAUACAGAAUCUCUUCGAUCAUCGCGAUAUGUGCGCCAACUGGAGCUGGUCGCUGGCCUGCGAGAUGCAGUUCUUCAUACUGGCUAAUGUUUUGCUCUUUCUAUAUGCCAAGCAUCCCAAGCUUACCAAGGCCUUGGUAGCUACGUCGCUUGUGUCCACCAUAGCCUGGUCCUACGGCAUAGGAUUGCGCAUUAAGUUUCAACUGUCUUUCGACGCUGCCUUUGCCACUGGCACUGAGAUCUAUACGUCACCCUUUGUCAGGGUGCUACCCUAUAUCCUAGGAGCCAUGACAGCCUGGUCGCUGCUGGAGCUGCGGCCACAGCUGCUGCUGAGCGAACUGCGUGAACGUUGUUUCUGGCACUUGGCUCUGCUUGUCUUCUUUGCCUGCAUCUAUUCCACGAUUCGCAGGGAUUUGGGUCCCCUGAUGGCCAUAUCGCUGUUCGUGCUGGGUCGCCUCUUCUUCUCGCUGAGUGUCUGCUGGAUGAUUGCGGGCAGCGCUCAGGGCAAAGGCGUCUGGUGGUCUCGACUGCUGGAGGCCAAGGGCUUUCAGCAUCUCAGUCGUCUAUCAUACGCCAUUUACUUGCUCAAUCCCUUGGUGAUUGCCUUUUUCUAUAGCUUAACAAGCGCCAGCACUCAUGCAGACCCGUUUAUGCUGUGCGUUGUUACCUGUGGAUUUGCUGUCAUCGUCUAUUUGGCCUCCAUAGUCUUUUCUUUGGCCUUCGAGUUGCCGUACAGCAAUCUGUCCAGCAUUUUGCUGCGGCGAAGCCUAAAAUGCCUGAAAGAUGCCUAAUCAUAAUGUUAUUAUAUAGAACGCCUACAUUUUUCAAUUGUGAUC
Messenger RNA from Drosophila hydei, 2758 nucleotides. Its product is annotated as nose resistant to fluoxetine protein 6. The record is from RefSeq and is a predicted model, not a curated record. The transcript is spliced from 6 exons. Gene Ontology annotation, molecular function: acyltransferase activity, transferring groups other than amino-acyl groups. The coding region runs from base 518 to 2713 and encodes 731 amino acids. Lineage: Eukaryota; Metazoa; Arthropoda; Insecta; Diptera; Drosophilidae.